Messenger RNA from Zea mays, 2063 nucleotides. Its product is annotated as serine/threonine-protein kinase. Gene Ontology annotation, molecular function: protein kinase activity; ATP binding. The record is from RefSeq and is a predicted model, not a curated record. Gene Ontology annotation, biological process: protein phosphorylation. The transcript is spliced from 4 exons. NCBI's taxonomy places the organism in Eukaryota, Viridiplantae, Streptophyta, Magnoliopsida, Poales, Poaceae. The coding region runs from base 16 to 1791 and encodes 591 amino acids.
AGAAAAUUAAAAAAAAUGUCGAUAGGCACAAGCCCCUGCAGCACUGGGACGAGGCUCACACUCUGCAACAACGACAGCAAUGAAUUGUCUAGUAGUGUAGCCUCGCGGCUCGCGGGCAGCGCCUCAACCCCCGACCCAAAACCGACCAGAGCCAUCCCCCGUGUGCUGCCGCGCCCGCGCCUAUAUAUCCACCGCGCCCCGUGCGUCGAGCUGGCCGCACAGACAAUCUACCCCACCACACACACACAUCCUCCUCUCAACUCAAGCAGACUCGGAUCACCCCACCUUAUCGCGCGCGAAGCCUUUCUCCCUUUGUCUCCACUCCCGACCGCGAUCGCGCGCGCGGCGUUCGUGGCCACAGACCCAGCAAGCCUUGCACUCGUUGCACCACCAGCCGGCGGCGACCGCGCGAUGAGGGCCAGGAAGGCGAAGACGGCGACGUCGUCGUCGUUUUGGAGGUCGCUCCUGGGCGGCUGCCUCGGCGGAGGCGGCGGCGGAGGGCGGGCGGCGGGGGACAGGCAGCGGAAGGUGCGGCCGGGCGGCGGGGGCGGGCGGCUGUCGUUCACGGACCUGAGCGGCGCCGCGGACCAGGACCUGUCGGCGUCGCUGGUGGGCUCCAACCUGCACGUGUUCAGCGUGGCGGAGCUGCGCGAGGCCACGCGCGGCUUCGUCUCCGGCAACUUCCUCGGCGAGGGCGGCUUCGGCCCCGUCUACAGGGGCUUCGUCGCCGACGGCGCCAAGAAGGGGCUCAAGGCGCAGGCCAUCGCCGUCAAGCUCUGGGACCCCGAGGGCGCCCAGGGGCACAAGGAGUGGCUGGCGGAGGUGAUCUUCCUGGGGCAGCUGCGGCAUCCCAACCUGGUGAAGCUGGUGGGCUACUGCUGCGAGGACGAGCACCGCCUGCUCGUCUACGAGUACAUGGAGCACGGCAGCCUGGAGAACCACCUCUUCAAACAGAUUCCUGCCGUGCUGCCCUGGUCGACCCGACUAAACAUUGCAGUAGGCGCCGCCAAGGGUUUGGCGUUCCUCCACGACGCCGAGAAGCCGGUCAUCUACCGUGACUUCAAGGCCUCCAACAUCUUGCUCGACUCGGACUACAAGGCCAAGCUGUCAGACUUCGGGCUGGCCAAGGACGGGCCGGAGGGCGACGACACGCACGUGUCGACGCGCGUGAUGGGGACGCACGGCUACGCGGCGCCGGAGUACAUCAUGACGGGCCACCUCACGGCCAAGAGCGACGUGUACAGCUUCGGCGUGGUGCUGCUGGAGAUCCUCACGGGCCGCCGGUCCGUCGACAAGACCCGCCCCAGCCGGGAGCAGAACCUGGUGGACUACGCGCGGCCGUGCCUCAAGGACCCGCUCAGGCUGGGCCGGAUCAUGGACCCGGCCAUGGAGGGCCAGUACUCGCCGCGGGCGGCCCAGAGCGCGGCGCUGGUCGCGUACCGGUGCCUCAGCGCCAGCCCCAAGAACCGGCCGGACAUGUCCGCCGUCGUCCGGGCGCUGGAGCCGCUGCUCGACCUCCACGACGACGUGCCCGUGGCGCCCCUGGGCCACGCCGGCCCCGUCGUGCUGUUCGUAGCGGCCGCCGCCGAGGAGGAGAAGAAGGAGCGGGCCCCGAGGAAGGACGUCCACGUCCACCGGCGCAGGCCCAUGUCGCCCAAGGCGAGCCCCAGGAAGCGCCCCGGCACCGGCGCCGGCACCAAGGAGGAGUUCUGGGUGUGGCAUCUGCCGGUGCCGGCCGACCAUAAGACACGUCCGACCUUGGGCGGCGGCGUUGUGCAAGCGUGUGCGUGAGCCAAGGUGCUAUUGGGGCUCAGAUUGUGCCUUGGACCAAAUUGUUGUGUUUUUCAGUCUGCUGUUACAGUGAGAUGAGAUGCAGAGUGACUCGAGCAAAUUGUACACCGGAAGCCAUCGUUCUCUACUCCAGUAUACCCUUGUAUACGCUUGUAUUCAGAUGAAGCGACGAUGGCAAUUCGCAAACGAACAGAAACGUUUGCGUACGUACAGGCCAUGGGCAUGUGACAAGAGGGUAUAAAUCAUGGAGCAGUGAUUGGCUUUUGGCAUCA